AUGCUCUUUUCUUCUUUUUCGAUGGAGAAAUAUGCUAUCUUGGUUGAUGGAAAACCGACCGCCAAAUUUCUAAAGAAGCAACCAAAAGUCUUCCAACACAAGUCUCGCUACUACCCCGGCCACUGGGACCUCUACUUGAUUCAUCUCACGCACGGACUUGGCGACGAGUACGAAGACGAACGUGUUGCUUUUUUCGCCAAAGACUUCGAAAGCAAUCCCCAUCUGAACGAAAUCCUCCCCCAACUAAGAUUCAUCAUUCAACAAUGCUCGAUGUGUUCUGUCGCGGAGAGACAGCUGAGAAUGUUGCAACUGCUCCGGGGACUUCUUCUGAAUCCUUUCGUCGAUGUGGCGAGAUUAGAAGAUGAACUGAUAAAAAUGGCGCAGUUUAGCUUGAGAGAUACUGGACCAGAAAUGAUACCUGGAAAAGAGGGCCUCGAAAGCGCAGUUCAAGAAAGAGCUACGAGCUUUUAUAAUUUGAUGUUUAAACAUGGAAGUAUUUGUCAGGAAAAACUGAUUUCCAGUCUCCGGGACAUUCAUCCAAAAGAUGGAAGCAUGUUCAGCCUUCUCUCAUGCGGCGAGGCUUUCCUUCCAGCUGUGCGAAAAGGAAAGAGUAUUCUAGCUCGUGUUGCCUUCCUCCGCCGCAACAUUCAUUGUCUCACGGAAUUGAUUAUCAGGGACGAUGAGCCAGCAGCGAGCAUGAUGCUUGUCGAGCCCGUCGGUGUUUUUCCGACAUCUCUCGCAUCCCAGACGCUUCUUUUUUUCAGAAAAAUUCAUUGCAAGGACUUUGGCGACAGGAUAAGAAGGGACAGUAAUGGACAACCGAAAUCAAAGAAAAAGAGAAGAACGAAGAAUGUUCACGACUGGCUGUGGGGUUAA
Molecule: messenger RNA, 876 nt
Organism: Oikopleura dioica
Lineage: Eukaryota; Metazoa; Chordata; Appendicularia; Copelata; Oikopleuridae
Source: the annotation of a GenBank genome assembly